Molecule: messenger RNA, 2013 nt
Organism: Ostertagia ostertagi
Lineage: Eukaryota; Metazoa; Nematoda; Chromadorea; Rhabditida; Trichostrongylidae
Source: the annotation of a GenBank genome assembly
AUGGCUCAAAAGCAUGCUACGGAUGCCAACAAAAGAAAGAGUGCACUCCGAAAAGACAUUAAUACACGGCUAACCAACCAGUGUUAUACGGAGCAAAGCUUAAAAGAGGAUUGCAAGAAGCCAAGUACUUGUGAUUCCAGCCUGACAGAGAAGAUAAAAAUGCCCGACGAUGACGAUAUUAUCGUCCUUGAUUCUGACGAGGAACCGUCGAAGAACAUGUGCCCUACGACCAGUACUACUCGAUCAAACGGCGAAAUCCAGUGUGCAUCCGAUAAAAACCUCAACGACGGAAAGAAGCCUUCAGCAAAGAAGAGCUGGGAUUUUCUUAUGAAACCAUCUACAUCAAAUGGUAAGUCCAACAAAAAGUCAAGUUCACCUCCUGAAACAAGUAACGAGAAUGGUUGUGCCUCAAAAAUUGAUUCUGAAAAGAAAGGUAAAGUUGCUCCCAACAAUGGCGUCAAAAUUAUGAAAGUAUCGGAGUUGGAAUCGGAACGUAAUCGUGUUUUGAAUGAAGUCUUUGGACAUAAAAAGUUCAAGAGCUCACUUCAAAAGAAAGCAAUUAAUUGUAUAUUGCUCAGGAAGGCUGACGUGUACGUUUCAUUACCAACAGGUGCUGGAAACUUCCUGCCGUCAUUCACAUGGGUAUUCACUAUAGUCGUCUCUCCAUUGAUUGCACUGAUAACAGAUCAGGUCGCUGCGUUACGAGCGAAGGGAAUUCGUUGUGAUUCGCUUAACUCGAAAUUGACUGCCGCAGAAAGAACUCGUAUAGUAGAGGAUCUGCGAAAUAAGGUGCCUACCAUCAAGCUACUUUACAUUACUCCAGAAGCAGCUGCGACAGACAAUAUGAGGAGAAUUCUGAGUUCACUCCACAAACGCAACUUGCUCAGCUAUUUCGUAGUUGAUGAAGCCCAUUGCGUCACACACUGGGGUCACGACUUCCGCCCUGACUACCUGAAGCUCGGUGCUCUCAAAGGAUGUGUUCCAUGGAUUGCACUCACAGCUACAGCGAAUACAAAAGCUCAAGAUGAUAUAAUAGCGCAGUUGAAGCUGAAGCACCGUCAUUUGGCAGAGUUCAUCCUCCGCUGCUUGAAAGUUCCGAAAGAGAAAGCAUCUGAUGUAUUGAAAUUCGAGAAAGGGCCUCGCAAACAGCCUGAGCGAUUGCGUGACGAUGUCCAGAAUCAGUGGAUGAAGAACGAAGUUCCUGUGAUAGCCGCUACAAUAGCGUUCGGAAUGGGUAUUGAUAAACCUGAUGUGAGGUUCGUUGUUCACUGGACAUGUCCGCAAAAUUUGGCCGCCUAUUACCAAGAAUCUGGAAGAGCAGGUCGAGAUGGUCAACGAAGUUAUUGUCGAAUCUACUAUAGCCUGUCCGAUAAGGAGUUUCUUCAUUUUCUGGUUAGAAGAGAUCUAGCCAUGCUCAAAGGGAAGAAAAUAUCGGAAACUGCCAAGAAGCAGCAGACAACAGCAAUACAACAAGGAUUAGAGAAGAUGGUUGACUACGCCGAAAUGGCUCAAUGCCGCCAUGUGUGCUUUGCGAAGUAUUUCGGUGAAACCGACUUACCACCAUGCCGAAUGCAUUGUGACUUUUGCAAAGAUCAGAACGGCACAAUCGCCAGAGCUUCCCAGUUUCAGACUGCGUGCUCCUCUACCAAAAUGAUGAAAGCGUCGAAAGGAAACUUCGAAAGUGGUGACCUUUAUGGUGGAGGCAAACGGGCACAUGAUGAUGACGACUAUGGAUGUAACAGCUCGGACGCUUGGGAGAGACUGGAGAAAGAAGAGGCGGCAAGAAUGCGCGAUGUUGUUCAUAGCGAAUUUGCGAAGCGUCGUAAGAUUGAGAGACAAAGAGAAGCAGAUCUCAAAGAGGUUUACAUUCCCAGCACCGAGUAUCCAAUCAAGGAACCCAAAGCUAAAACUAUCCCGAAUCUAGCGCCACAGAGUGAUGCGAGAAGAAGCGAGAAUACAGUGGCUAUGCCUUUGAAGAGAAAGUUCAAAGGUAUCCGUACCAAAGAUGUUUGA